Macadamia integrifolia is the source of this 2642-nucleotide messenger RNA. RefSeq names its product probable leucine-rich repeat receptor-like protein kinase At1g35710. The annotation marks the transcript as partial. Lineage: Eukaryota; Viridiplantae; Streptophyta; Magnoliopsida; Proteales; Proteaceae. The transcript has a single exon. Gene Ontology annotation, molecular function: protein binding. The record is from RefSeq and is a predicted model, not a curated record.
GGAAGGAAGGAAAUUCGGAAAUGGAUUAAUUGUGUGAAGUAGAAGACCAAUGUUUCAAUGCCAUUGGUCUGCAGCCAGCCCCUCCUCGUCCACAUCAAAGAAUAUAUACAGAGAGCAUUUAAUGGACGACAUGGACUGUUAACCAAAGGUCCCACACAGUUUAUGAACGCUUCAAAAGUCUGCAACAAGUAAAUGCCACAAUACAGAGGGAAUUGCCUUCGUGUGUCAUCGAUAUCAUCACCUGCCCUCUCUAUAAAUUAGCAAUCAAGAUGACAACAUAAUGGUAUGUAUGUAUGGUUGAUUCACUGGACUUGAAUUCUCCCAUGGCUUACUACUCAUCCACCCGUUCUUCUCCCAGUACUUCUCCGACUCCAUUAAUGUCGUUUUUCUAUCUUUGCCUUAUCGUCUUAUUCCUCAGUACUUCCUCUGCGUUUGGUAGUGGAUUAGGGGUCUCUUCCUCUCAGUCGUCAUCAAGUGAAACAGAGGCUCUACUCAAAUGGAAAGCCACUCUCCAAAACUACUCUGUCCCUGCUCUCCGUUCUUGGAAGCUUACAUCAUCAUCCUCAGCACCAAUCCCCUGCUGCAACUGGUUUGGUAUAACUUGUAACAAAGCCCGAACCAGCGUGGUUGAGAUUAGCCUUCCAGGACUGGAGCUGCAAGGUACGCUUCACAACUUCACCUUCUCUUCUUUUCCCAAUCUCCUUCGUCUCAAUCUCAGUGGCAAUGGACUCACAGGACCCAUACCAGUGCAUAUUGGUAGCCUCUCCAAACUCCUCCUCCUUGAUCUCUCCAAUAAUUAUCUUUCCAGCGUUCUGCCCCCCUUAAGUAAUUUAAGCAGCCUGCACUACUUAGACCUCUAUGACAAUGAAAUCAGUGGCACAAUUCCUUUAGAAAUAGGGAAUAUGAAAAAUCUGGUUGAGUUAGCAAUAGGUUCGAAUAAAUUCACUGGUACAAUCCCCCAUGUCCUGGCUAAUUUAAGCAACCUUCACUUCCUAUACUUGCAUACCAAUGAACUCAGUGGUCCAAUACCUUAUGCAAUGGGAAAUCUAGAAAAUUUGGUUGACUUAGACCUAUCUGAAAACAGCCUCAGUGGUCCAAUCCCUUAUUCUCUGUCUAAUUUGAGUAGACUAGAGACCCUCUAUUUGUUUUCGAAUCAAUUAUCUGGUCCAGUGCCUUCUGAAAUCGGAGAUAUGAAAAAUAUUAUUGACUUGGAGCUAUCUGAAAACAGCCUCAUUGGUCCAAUCCCUCAUUCUCUGUCUAAUUUAACUAGACUAGAGACCCUCUAUUUGCAUUCAAAUCAAUUAUCUGGUCCAAUGCCUUCUGAAAUCGGAGAUAUGAAAAAAUUGGUUGACUUGGAGCUAUCUCAAAACAACCUCAGUGGUCCAAUCCCUCAUUCUCUGUCUAAUUUAAGUAGACUAAAGACCCUCUAUGUGUAUUCGAAUCAAUUAUCUGGUCCUGUGCCUCCUGAAAUCGGAGAUAUGAAAAAUUUGGUUGUCAUGGAGCUAUCUCAAAACAACCUCAGUGGUCCAAUCCCUCAUUCUCUGGCUAAUUUAGCUAGACUAGAGACCCUCUAUUUGUUUUCGAAUCAAUUAUCUGGUCCAGUGCCUUCUGAAAUCGGAGAUAUGAAAAAUCUUAUUGACUUGGAGCUAUCUGAAAACAGCCUCAUUGGUCCAAUCCCUCAUUCUCUGUCUAAUUUAACUAGACUAGAGACCCUCCAUUUGUAUUCAAAUCAAUUAUCUGGUCCAGUGCCUAAUGAAAUUGGAGAUAUGAAAAAUUUGAUUGGCUUGGUCCUAUCUAAAAACAACCUCAGUGGUCCAAUCCCUCAUUCUCUGUCUAAUUUGAGUAGACUAGAGACCCUCUAUCUGUUUGACAAUCAAUUAUCUGGUCCUGUGCCUUCUGAAAUCGGAGAUAUGAAAAAUUUGGUUGAGUUGGAGCUAUCUCAAAACGACCUCAGUGGUCCAAUCCCUCAUUCUCUGUCUAAUUUAACUAGACUAGAGACCCUCUAUUUUGAUUCUAAUCAAUUAUCUGGUCCAAUGCCUUCUGAAAUCGGAGAUAUGAAAAAAUUGGUUGACUUGGAGCUAUCUCAAAACAACCUCAGUGGUCCAAUCCCUCAUUCUCUGUCUAAUUUAAGUAGACUAAAGACCCUCUAUGUGUAUUCGAAUCAAUUAUCUGGUCCUGUGCCUCCUGAAAUCGGAGAUAUGAAAAUUUUGGUUGUCUUGGAGCUAUCUCAAAACAACCUCAGUGGUCCAAUCCCUCAUUCUCUGGCUAAUUUAGCUAGACUAGAGACCCUCUAUUUGUUUUCGAAUCAAUUAUCUGGUCCAGUGCCUUCUGAAAUCGGAGAUAUGAAAAAUCUUAUUGACUUGGAGCUAUCUGAAAACAGCCUUAUUGGUCCAAUCCCUCAUUCUCUGUCUAAUUUAACUAGACUAGAGACCCUCCAUUUGUAUUCAAAUCAAUUAUCUGGUCCAAUGCCUAAUGAAAUUGGAGAUAUGAAAAAUUUGAUUGGCUUGGUCCUAUCUAAAAACAACCUCAGUGGUCCAAUCCCUCAUUCUCUGUCUAAUUUGAGUAGACUAGAGACCCUCUAUCUGUUUGACAAUCAAUUAUCUGGUCCUGUGCCUCCUGAAAUCGGAGAUAUGAAAAAUUUG